Coregonus clupeaformis (lake whitefish) is the source of this 5198-nucleotide messenger RNA. It is a transcript of the gene slc1a1, whose product is annotated as solute carrier family 1 member 1. Gene Ontology annotation, biological process: L-glutamate transmembrane transport. The record is from RefSeq and is a predicted model, not a curated record. Bases 746 to 2329 code for a protein of 527 amino acids. Gene Ontology annotation, molecular function: glutamate:sodium symporter activity; L-cysteine transmembrane transporter activity; L-glutamate transmembrane transporter activity. The transcript is spliced from 12 exons. Lineage: Eukaryota; Metazoa; Chordata; Actinopteri; Salmoniformes; Salmonidae. Gene Ontology annotation, cellular component: plasma membrane.
ACAUUGAGUUAGUCAUUUGAUAGUACAUGUCAGAAAAUACCCAUAAUGAUCCAUGCAUGUUUUACAGUUGCGAAACCAAAGAUGCCCUUUGAAAAAGGUUUUUCAUAGGCCAUCUUUAACAUCACUUGCACAUCACUGCAAAAUCUUUCCAAUCCCUCCCAGAAAUGGUUAACUGUCUGUGAGCAUAUGAUACAGCAGUCAGCAGCCAGCCAAACAAUAUUGUGCAAUUUCUCCAUAGCAUACUACCUCUGUUAGGCUACUACCCAUGCAUAGUCGGCUAUUGCAUACAGUGACUGUCUCUGGGGAAUAUAUUUUUAAUCUCCUAGAUGUAAUGAAUGAGAAAGACCCCCAGACGGAGCAGCUCUCGGGGUGUGUAGGUGGUGUGUGUGUGUGUGUGUAAUGGUGGGGGGUUGGAGGUGACCCUAUGGAUAAAAACCUCGUGAUGUAUCUCCCUCUCUCAUUCUCUGUCACACACACACUUUCUGCCUCACACAAACACAGAGACACACACAGGAGGCGGUUCUCUCCAGUCCCUCUCCAUCAGAAACAACUGACAGCCAAGCAGGCUAGUUGCAUCCUCUGGUAGCUAUAGCAGCAGCGCAGGCAGCUACUAGCCUCCUCUACUGUCUGCUGCAUCUGUCAGCUGGCUGCCCGGUACGUGGAGCCUUUUGUGUCUCCCGAGAGUCCCAAAUCCCAUUGUGCUCUCUAUUGCGGAGGCUAAAGGAAACAACCAACAGUCACAUCAAUGGACAUGAUGGGGAAGAAAGAACGCAGGGGCUGGGACUUCAAAGGCUUGCUGAAGAGGAACUGGCUGCUUAUUGCGACCAUUGUGUCGGUGGUGUUAGGGAUAGGUCUUGGGGUGGUGGUCAGGGAAUAUGCCUCCCUCUCCCACCUCCAUAAGCAGUAUUUUGGCUUCCCGGGUGAGAUCCUGAUGCGGAUGCUCAAGCUGGUCAUCCUACCCCUCAUCAUCUCCAGCAUGAUAACAGGAGUCGCCGCCCUGGAUUCGGAAGUUUCUGGAAAGAUAGGUCUGAGGGCUGUGGUAUAUUACUUCUCCACCACCAUCAUCGCAGUCAUUCUGGGUAUUGUGUUGGUGAUGGCCAUCAAACCUGGUGUCUCUCAGGAGGCAGAACAUAUCGACAGGACAGGGACCACACCAAACGUCACCACCGUCGACACUCUACUGGAUCUUGUCAGAAACAUGUUUCCUGAAAACCUACUGCAGGCUUGUUUCCAACAGUACAAGACAAAGCGCAAAGAGCUGGAACCACCUAAAGUGAAGGGGAACACUACAACGUUCCCUCCUCUCUCUACCACUGUCAUGGCAACCAUUUUCCCCUCAGAGAACAUCACCAAGGACUAUAAGAUAGUCGGUUCAUAUUCUGAUGGGAUCAACGUGCUGGGCCUCAUCGUGUUCUGUGUGGCGUUCGGCCUUGUCAUCGGCAAGAUGGGCGAAAGGGGGCGUAUCCUGCUGGAGUUCUUUGACGCUUUAAACGAGGCCACCAUGAGGCUAGUCCAGAUUAUCAUGUGCUACAUGCCAGUGGGGAUACUCUUCCUGAUCGCUGCCAAGAUCAUCGAGGUAGAAGACUGGGAGAUCUUCAGAAAGAUGGGCCUGUACAUGGUGACAGUGCUGAGUGGCCUAGCUAUCCACUCCACCAUUUGUCUGCCGCUGAUCUACUUUGCCAUUGUGAGGAAGAACCCAUAUACCUUUACCUUAGGGAUGGCCCAGGCAAUGGUCACUGCUCUCAUGAUCUCUUCCAGCUCUGCCACCCUGCCGGUCACCUUCCGCUGUGCCGAAGAGAACCUCAGGAUCGACAAGAGGAUCACCCGCUUCGUGCUGCCUGUGGGCGCCACUAUCAACAUGGAUGGCACGGCUCUCUACGAGGCGGUUGCUGCCAUCUUCAUUGCCCAGCUCAACGACUACGCUCUGGAUGUGGGUCAGAUUGUCACCAUCAGUAUAACAGCAACUGUAGCCAGCAUCGGAGCUGCCGGUGUACCUAACGCUGGCCUUGUUACCAUGGUGAUUGUGCUGACUGCCGUUGGACUACCAGCAAAUGAUGUCACUUUAAUUGUUGCUGUGGAUUGGCUACUAGACCGCUUCCGCACCAUGAUCAAUGUGCUGGGGGAUGCCUACGGAGCUGGCAUCGUCCAGAAGCUGUCCAGGCGGGAGCUGGAGAGGAUGGACGUCACCUCGGAUGUGGACGUGACCAACCCCUUCGUCCUGGAGACCACGCUGGACGACGAGGAGUGCGAGAAAAAGUCCUAUGUCAAUGGCGGCUUCACCAUCGACAAGACCGACGCCAUCUCCUUCACCGAGACUUCCCAGUUUUAGGAGGAAAGGAAGGAGGGCGGGGAGCAAAGAAGUGCCAUUGCUGCUAGAUGUUAGCCUGGUUCUAGAUCCGUUUGUGCUGUUUUGCCAACUCCUAUGGUCAUUGGCGUGACAAUUACUAUUGGAGUUUGCAAGACAACACAAACAGACCUGGUACCAGGCUAGUCUGUUUGUGAUUUAGCCAACUCCUCUCUAUGUUCGUUCAUUGCCAUGUAUACAGUGUAGUACUGCUUGACAAGGAUAGAAGAGUUGGCUAUAGCCAGUGGUGAAAGUAGAUGUAAUUUCUUCCCGGUACGGGACCUCCUAUGUGUGCAUGCGCUUAAUCAUAAAAUUGCAUAUAGAAUCCCUAUUAAUUCAAUAGGAUCUCUGUGGGCUUAGUCUUAAAAAUUUGUAUAUAUAUAUUUUUAUGUAUUACCUUUUCUUGUGGCAUAAACACAACCAAUCUGACUGUCCAACAAUCACAUCAAAAGGGCUCCUUUAGCCUACCCGUGCAUGUUCUUCUACUCAAAAUAUAUUUCCAGCCUCCAAACGGUGGUGAAUGGUCUUUUACACAAAACACCACAAAGUGUAAUGACAUUUUAGCGAUUGUCAUUAGACCAGAAUUUAUGCACCCAAUGCUGUCCGUUAGCGUCUCGGUGUUGGCCACUCAUCUCUGCCUUGGCAAAAUGUCAGUGUUUUCAUCGAACCAACGCAUUUUGGAGCAUAGGCUAUACCACCCGUUCAAGUCCAUUCGCUCAUUUUCAAUGCCUCUGACAUGCGGUAGCCUAAUGAUAACUAAUGGUGUAAUGGUUCUUGACAUUUUGUUUUAAAUAUUGUGAUUGUCUCAUGUUUUACCAGUAUGGCAUACCCCCCCUAUUUUCCCGGGACGCCAUACCGGACCGUCUUACUUUCACCCCUGGCUAUAGCACAUACAGUAUGCGAGCAGACUUGGUAGAAAUGUGAGGGGGGUUCGAAGCCAUUCAUAAAACCAGUGCUUGUAAAAGGGAGAAAAAACAUGACAUCUGACACUUUCAAGCUCGAACAUUAGCAACAUUAGCCACCAUGUGUUUUCUCUCGAUGCUCUUUCCAACACUCUUUCCAGCCUGCUUUUUAACCACGAGCGGAAAUCCACAGCAGCCCUUAAAAUGAGCUGGUCUAUGUCUGGGCUAUGUCUGGGUUAUGUCUGGGUUAUGUCUGGGCUAUGUCACCCUAUUCUCUAAAUAAGCCCUGGUCAAAAGUGGUGCACUAUGCAGGGAAUAAGUUGCCCUUUCGGACGGACCCAUGCUCUCCUUUACUAAAAGCGCUUCCAUCGUUAUGUUGACAUAAUGAAAACAGUCACUUUUGAAUGAAUCAAUACUUUUGUUAUUGUUUUUACAUAAAGGGAACUAGGAUAUGGGGACUACAAGAGGAGUCAGAGCUUUUGAAAUGCAUACCUCCACCGUGUGUGUGCAGGUAUGUGUUCUGGAGGUCUAUUGUCUGUCUGUCUUUGUGUCUUUGAGAAAACUUAAAUAAUAUAUCGCCGGGCUGAGCUGUGUAAAUGUAUUGCAAAAAAGAGCAUGGAAGAAGAAAUACAACUAUAUUCCAGACGUUCAAUAUACUGUGUAUUGCAAAGAUUCAAACAGACUUUCAAAAACUACAGUGUUCCGCUUUGUUUGCCCUUCAGAAGAUGACUACUCUUUACAAAUGUCUUAAUUUUUGUCAAAAUUCUUGUCAAUUUUGUGUGUAAAGUUAAUGUUAUUAAGCUUCCUGUGUCCAACUGUAGAUUUACAAUAUGUGCCAAACAUCAUAUUAAUUAAUUCAUUAACUUUGUAUGAUUCCAUGUCCAUUCUUUCAUUGCAUGAAGCAAUACGGCAAAGAAAUACAGUGAAACUUGUAAUGAACAUAGACUUGCUAUACAGUAUGUAUUUUUCAAGUGACCAAUGGCCUUUAGUAAGACAAUAGAGUUGAUGGCACAAUAACGAGGUUUUGGAGUUAUGACUUAAUUGAAUAAUGUUAAAUAUUUGAAAAUAUUUUCAUAAUGAAUUGCUAAAGAGUUAACGCUUAACCCUUGUUAAGGGGUGCUAUAUGGAUGACUUAUGGAUGACUUAAGGAUUUAAGGAUGGUCUUAGCGUACACUGUUAGAAAGCCUUUGUCACUAACUAUAAAAUCUUCAUGUUUGUUUGACAGAGAAACAAUAAAAAAUAGUGGGGCCUCUGAGGCAAUGUUUCAGAAGACCCAGCUGUAGAAUCCAGGUAUUCAAUUGAAUGCAGUUGGUACAAUUCCAACUUUAACCAUGAAACCUUAGUUAAAUUAGAUUUUAAAAACCUCCGAGAAUUAUGAGCUCCAAACAGCUCAUAAAAAGGCAUUAUGUAAUCACUUUGUGUGGUCCAACAAAUGAAUUACUUCACGUAGCCUUACUUUAGCGAUAUGACCCUUCCUGAGCCUUCACGUCAGUUGCAAUGAACAUCAUCAAGGUGUUUACUCAUUUUAUUUAUUAUAAUAAUCUCCAUCUCAAUUUAUUUCAGUUUUUCAUCCCUUGAGGCAUGGGAUUAUUGAAACUGCCACUCAAUGCUACAGCUCAUUGCAAUCCACCCACUAUGACUUGUUUUUCUUCUACAACAGUGGCAUAAGGGCCUAAUUUGAGGUAGUAGACAACUUUAUUCUAUAAAAUCUCUGAAGCUGGCAAGAUAUUGGGUAUUGGAAAGCAAAUUGAGGGCAAUUUAUGUAACAUCAGAUGUGACUAAAAUAAAGCUUGUGAAUCAGGUUCUGUACAUUUCAAAAGCACAUUAUGAUGAUAUCAACAACAAUCAAUCAAUGGCUAUAGUGUGUACCAUCCACAAAUCACCUCAGUACAUGAAUCAACAUGUACUGGAUGUAUCUAACUGCAAGCUAAUAAAGACAAACAUAACUUGGG